CAUCUUCGGUUGACCCGCCAUCUUCUUCUCGAUUUAUAGAAAGGGAAAAAGUAUCUGUACUUCAUGAAACGUAAAUUUUGAUAUUUUAUUAAAAUAGAUUUAGUGCGAAGAAAAGAAGUAAAUGUGUUACUAUUUUUAAUUCUUUAUCAUCUGAUACUGACAUAGAUAUUAUAAAUAUAAUUUAAUUAAGUAUACAUAACAUAAAAAGAUCAUUUAUAUUAUAACCUAUAAAAGUGUGCAAUGAUUGUUGCACUUUAUUUAUGAUCUUUUAUUAUUAUCCUAAUUUGAUAAAAAAUGCCAAGAAAACCCAGCAAAACUUCAUGGGGUGGUCGUGGUGGAAGAUCUGGAAAUUUUGACGAUAAACAUUAUUUCGCCCAUGAUGAUCGUGUACCAAGAAAUGAUGGAUCUUUAUAUCUUGGAAAUAGACCUAGAGUAUCAUUUAAAACACAAGCAAGACCAGCAAGGGAUGUGCCUAGAGGAUUGGCAUUAGCAUGUUUAGAUGAAGAUGUUCAAAUGGCAACAAGUUCUAAUAAUAAUAAUAGACAAGUUAUCAUGACAGGAAGAAAUAGAGGUAUACAACGUGGAAGAAAUAGUCCUGUGCCUCAUAGAAGAUUUAGGAUGGCUCCUAGAAUUAGACAAUUUCCUAUUGGAGAUUCUAAUUGGUAUAAAAUUAUAAUACCAUAUGGACAUAAAUAUGAUAAAGAUUAUAUAAUUAAUAAUCUUUUGAGUUAUAUUGCACCAGAAACUUUUAUUCCAUUUAUGUAUAAGGUAGUUGGAAAUGAAGCCACUUUUUAUGUAGAUGAUAACAAAAUAGCAAUGGCAUUAGCUGAUUCUGAUCGUAAAAUUACAACUACUGAUGGAUUUAAAUUACAAGUAAGAGUUUCAAAAGCAGGAUUUCCACAAUGUGAAAUUGAUAGUAAAUUGAAAGAAAGACUGAAACAAGCAAUGGCAAAACGAUAUGUACAUGAAACAAAUGCAUUAGAUUUGUCAAGAUUUCAUAGAGAUCCUGAUCUUAUUACCGAUUAUUUUUGCGCACUAUUUCGACCUGUAAUGUUAAAAGCAGUGUUAGAUAUUGUAUCAGAACACAUACCAGAUUUAGAAGCACUAAAUUUAGAUGGAAAUAAAUUGCAAUUAAUCGAAAAAUUAAAUGUUUUGGAUAAAAAAUUUACAAAAUUGAAAAUAUUAUAUUUAGGAGAUAACAAGAUAAAAGAUAUUAAUCAAAUAGAUACAAUUAAAGAUUUAAAGUUGGAAGAGCUAAAAUUAGAAGGAAAUCCUGUAUGCAACAAGUAUAAAUCUCGACAAAAUGACUACAUUAGCGACGUUCGGAAACGGUUUCCCAAACUCCUGCGACUGGAUGGUAUGGAACUUCCAAAACCAAUAUUAUUCGAUGUAGUGGAUGAAGGAAACAAAAUGCCUCCCUCUCAGAGAAUGUUUGUUGCAAAUGCAAAAGCGCAAGAAAUUGCUAGUCAAUUUUUGCAACAAUAUUUUCUCAUUUUCGAUAGUGAAAAUCGUCAACCAUUGUUAGAUGCGUAUGUCGAACAUGCGUGUUUUAGUAUGACUAUGUCUUACACUCAUAGUACUAAUAAAUUGAAUGGAUAUCUAAUGGAAAAUAGAAACUUGUAUAGAAUAAAUGAUACAAACAAAAGACAGAAGUUAUUGAAACAGGGACGUUUGCCGAUAGUUUCAUUUAUUUCUGAAAUGCCACAAACUUCUCACUACCUAAACACAUUCACAAUGGACAUCAGUCUAAUUACAGAUGGAAUGAUGUUAACUACAGUCACAGGACUAUUUAAAGAACUCGAUAAAAAAGAGCAACCUAUUCGUUAUUUUAAUCGAACCUUUAUAAUAGUACCGGAAGGAAGUGGUUAUUGUAUUCGAAAUGAGCAAUUACAUAUCAGUCAACCUACAGAUACACAGUUAAGACAAUUGAAUAAUCAGAAUUCAGAGACACAAAUAACAAAUCCAGGCUCACAUACUCCUUCGAGUAGUGGCACUGCAAAAUCUUUGUCAGUACAGUUACCUGAAGACGUAAAACAACAAAUGACGAUGACACUUAGCCAACAAACAAACAUGAAUUUAGAAUGGAGUUUAAAGUGCUUAGAAGAAGUGUUAUGGAAUUAUGACAAUGCGCUCUCAGCGUUUCAAGAAUUCUACAAGCGAGGACAAAUACCAGCAGAAGCAUUUAACAAAUAAGAUGUGGAUAAAUAACAUGUGGAAAAAAGUAAGAUUCAUAGAAAUUUCAAUUAUUCUUUUCUACUGCAUGUAUUUACAAAACAUACAGUCUUAUAUUGUAAUUUGAAUAGAUAUGCAGAUUUUAUUUUAAUUUUUUUUUCCUUCUAUUAAAACAAAAAAAUUAAUUUUAACGAAUAAUGUUUGUCAUAUAUUGCAAAUUGACAUAAGUAUCCUUUUUUGUUCCUUUUCUUUUCUUUUUUUUUUUCU
Apis laboriosa (Himalayan honeybee) is the source of this 2439-nucleotide messenger RNA. Its product is annotated as nuclear RNA export factor 1-like. Gene Ontology annotation, biological process: poly(A)+ mRNA export from nucleus. The transcript has 10 exons. Lineage: Eukaryota; Metazoa; Arthropoda; Insecta; Hymenoptera; Apidae. Gene Ontology annotation, molecular function: protein binding; RNA binding. Gene Ontology annotation, cellular component: nucleus; cytoplasm. The record is from RefSeq and is a predicted model, not a curated record. The coding region runs from base 295 to 2193 and encodes 632 amino acids.